This is a messenger RNA of Dentiscutata heterogama, 1416 nucleotides long. NCBI's taxonomy places the organism in Eukaryota, Fungi, Glomeromycota, Glomeromycetes, Diversisporales, Gigasporaceae. The record is from the annotation of a GenBank genome assembly.
AUGCCAACAGUAAUCCGUCCUUUAAGUAUAAUAGAACGUCUUUAUGUUAUGCGUCAAAAUGUUCUACAUUAUCAUAAUCUUGUAUUAGUAAUAAAAUUUAGAUGGGAUGAAUUCUAUAAUCUAAACACAAAUAGAAACUUUCAUACUUUCGAAUCUACAAAACCUUCUUUAUACCCUAAUAUAAAAAACUUGAACGCUGAUUCAAAAAGAUUAAUUUCACAAAUUCUUUAUCCUACCCUUCAAACUCUUCUCACAAAAUUUCCAUCAUUAUCUAUUUCUAUUAGAGAUUCUAAAUCAUCUAAUCCAUUUUUUUUGCAACUUGAUGAAAUAUAUUUAACAAGUCUUAUCAAAUUUGUUCCUCUUUCAUCCGGAAAUGAUUUGGAGAAACUUAUUGAAAGACAACAUGAUUUAAAAUUCAAUAUAGAAGAUGAAACGAAACCACUUUGGAGAAUUGUAGUCGGAGUUAUGAAUCUUCAAAAAUCAUCUGAAAGACCAGAAUAUGACUUUUGUAUCUUAUUCUGUUGGCAUCAUUCUAUAAUUGAUGAAAUAAGUUCUUUAUCAUUAAAUAAUAUCUUUAUUAAAGUAUUAAAUGAAACUUUAAAAAGAUAUAAAUCAAACACUUCAACAAGAUUAAAAAAAAUUCCUGAUUCUUAUACUCACGCUAUACUUCCAAUUCAAAAAUCUAAUCAAAACAGUGAACUAAUAGAACGUAGAAUUGACGUAAGACCAACUUUAUGUCAUUUUAUCAAGAUAGGAAUUGGUGAAUUUUUAAAAACCUUUUUAUUUCGAGAAUAUAAUUCAAAGAUAGCUGAUAUGAAUCCUAGAAACAUGGCUCACUUUCAUAAUAGGGUUAAAUUGGUUUCUUUAACAAAAGAAGAAGUUGGAAAAAUAAAAACGGUUGCAAAAGAUCAAUCUAUAUUUAAAGUAACGUUUCCAAAACCUUCACUAUUUCCAUUUCCAUCAUUUCCAUCACCAAUAACAAAUAAUCCACUUAAAAUGAAUAAUACAAAAUUUUAUUUUUGGAAUCUUUGUCAUAAAUAUCAAUCACAAAUUAUUUCUGAUACAUCAAAAUUUAAUAAUAGAAUGGGAUUAUGGGAAUUAUUUUCAAAAGAUAAAAUUUUAAAACAAAUGAUUAAUUGUCAAAAGAAACUUGUUGGUGAUGGUAAAAUUUGUUCUAUAUUAUAUUCAAAUUUAGAUCAAUUUAAUCCAAAUUUACAUUCUCCUGAUGAUAUUAUUGAAUCAUCUAGAAAUACUAUUUCUUCUAUUAAUUUUACACCUUCUUUUUCUGAUAAUAUUUAUAAUAGUGAUAGUUUAGAAAAUAUAAGUUUAGAUGAUCCGAAUUUAAAUGAUUGGAAAAUUAUGGAUAUUAUAUUUUCUCAAUCUAUGUAUUUGGUUGGACCUUCACUUAUCUGUUGA